This is a messenger RNA of Zonotrichia leucophrys gambelii, 3101 nucleotides long. RefSeq names its product melanotransferrin-like. Gene Ontology annotation, biological process: iron ion transport. Bases 335 to 2554 code for a protein of 739 amino acids. The record is from RefSeq and is a predicted model, not a curated record. NCBI's taxonomy places the organism in Eukaryota, Metazoa, Chordata, Aves, Passeriformes, Passerellidae. The transcript has 19 exons. Gene Ontology annotation, cellular component: recycling endosome; plasma membrane; early endosome.
GUGAAGACGGGGUGGUGGCUCCUGAGGGUGCUAUGUGGAUGGAGGUGCCUCAUGAAGGGGCUGUGGCCAGAGGGAGGAGGGCGCUGCUGCUGAGAGUUCAGGAUGAGGCAGGUGGGGUUCAGCUGCUUUUCAGCGCUGCUAUUGACACACAGGCAGUGCAAGAAGAAAUGAGGAAUGCCUCAGGCUGGAUGGGGCUUGGAGCAACCUGAUUUAGUGGAAGGUGUCCCUGCCCUUGGCAGGGGGUGGAACAGGAAGCUUUGGUAAUCACUGUGGAAUUCCUGGUAUGAGAAGGCAGAGCUCAGGGCAGAGAGAAGAUCCUUGCUGAACAGCUGUAAUGAUGAAGGCACUGAUUUUAAUUGUCCUAAUCACCUCUUUGCUGGCUUCAGGGAAGAAAUUUCGAUGGUGCACCCUGUCUGACCUGGAACAAAGAAAGUGUGCUGAGCUCUCCAAAGUGCUUACAGCUGUGCUGCCCCUCACUCCUGCCAGUUCCUUUACCAGGAUUUCUUGCAUCAGAGCCCACAAUACAUAUGACUGCAUUGAUAAAAUCAGGGCAAAUAAAGCAGAUGCUGCCUCCUUGGAUGCUGGAGAUGUUUACUCUGCUGUAAAGCUGUAUGGUUUGGCAGUGGUGGCAAAAGAGAUCUAUGAUCAAGGAAAUUGUGUGUUUGCUGUGGCCGUGGCCAAACGAGGAGCUCUGGAUGUCCGGAGGCUGCGAGGUGUGCGCAGCUGCCACAAUGGAGCCAAGUGGACGUCGGGCUGGAAUAUUCCCCUUGGCUUUCUCCUGGCAAGAAAUUCUCUUUCCUGGGAUGAGUCCCAGCCUCUGAGCCAAGCAAUUAGUGAGUAUUUCAAUGCAAGCUGCAUCCCUGGGGUUGGUGUUGCUGCUCCCCAGUUGUGUGCUCUCUGCCAAGGACAAAAAUCCUAUGUCAGAGACAGGAACCACUUCUGUGAGACAAGCAGUAAUGAACCCUUCUAUGACUCUGAGGGAGCCUUCAGGUGCUUGAAGGAUGGAGUGGCAGAUGUUGCCUUUUUAGAUCAUCUAAGAAUUAUGAGUGCCACAGAGUCAGAAAAAGAGGAAUAUGAACUCCUGUGUGCUGAUGGAUCCACAGCUGAGCUGACUGAAUACAGCACCUGUAACCUGGGCAAGGGGCCUGGCCGUGGCAUCGUCACCCGCAGCAACUUCCAGAAGAUCACCAACAAAUUUCUGAGCAUGAUCCAACGCCUCUUUGGGCAGAAAGGAAAGGAAAGAGCCAGAUUUGAACUCUUCAGUUCAGCCCCCUUUGGGGGAAAGAACCUGCUCUUCCGAGAUGCCACUCAGCACCUGCAGCUUCUCGAGGAGCAGCUGGAGAUUGCCUAUGUCCUUGGUCUGGAUUAUGUGGCUCUCCUUAAGGGACUCGGCCAUGAAGGGAGCUCCUUGGAGAACAGCGUCGUGCGCUGGUGCUGCAUCAGCGAUGCUGAGCUUCACAAAUGUGAGGAGUGGGCACUGAACAUCAAAUCUGACCCCUUGGUCUGUGUCCAGGCAACUUCCAUGACCAAAUGCAUUGAAAUGAUCAAGAGUAGUGAGGCUGAUGCUGUCACCCUGGAUGCAACACAUGUGUACAUUGCAGGGAGAUGUGGACUGGUGCCUGUAGCUGCAGAAUGCUAUGGGGGAGAUUGUGCCCCAGCAGCUGAGACCAUGGAGAAAACAGGGAAACUAAUUCAUCUGAAGCACAAAGCACUACCACCAGUUUAUGCUGUUGCCCUAGCUAAGAAAAGUGCCAAACAGAUUCACAUCCAUAACCUCAGGGGAAGGAGAUCCUGCCACAGUCACCUGUACAGCCCUGCAGGGUGGUUACUUCUGUCCAGACACACAGUGCGAGCUCAGCAGAAUGACACUGAGAACUGUGAUAUUGCCUCUGCUUAUCAGAAUUACUUUUGGAAGGGCUGCAUGCCAGGAGCAGAUGGAAACCUGUGCAAGGUGUGCAUUGGAGAUGGGGAGGUGGAAGGAGCUCGAGUGUCCAGCAGAUGUGCUGCGAGCCACAACGAACGUUACUAUGGCAACAUGGGAGCACUCAGGUGCCUAGUUGGCAAUCCCAGUGGAAGAAGCUUUGGAGAUGUAGCUUUCCUGGAACACUCAAACCUGCUCCAGAACAUAGAGGAUCUGGGCAGCUCUGGCUGGGCUAGAGGUUAUUCCGCCCUUGACUUUGAGCUCCUGUGCGCGGACGGAACGCGCGCGGCUGUCACAGAAUGGGCCGGCUGUAACCUGGGCCCGGUGCCCCCCAGCGCGGUCAUGACCCGACCAGUCACUGUCACCAAAAUCUCUGACUUCCUGCUGAAAUCUCAGGAAUCUCUGGGAAGCAAACUGGAUUCUGAAUUCCAGCUCUUUCAGUCAUGGAAGUAUGGUGAAAGUGAUCUGCUUUUCAAGGACACCACUCAGUACCUUGUUCAUGCAAGUCACCUGAGCUAUCAGGAGAUCCUUGGAGAGUCUUUUGUUCAGCUGGCAGAAUCAGUGUUUAAUUGCACACCUGCAGGCAUCUUGGACUUCUGCAAACAGGAUAUCUGUGCAUCCUCAUCCAACUGACAGCUCAUACAGGGCACAAAACAUCAGCAUCACUGCUGAGAACAAGGGAAAUGUGCAAAUCCAGCCAAUCCAAAGCAAUCAGCAAGGAGUCAUCUCCAGAAAUGUAUGCUGAACACCACCUUGUGGUUUUUUUUCCCAGCAGAUUUUGUUUAUGAUGAUGUAAUACUACUCAUAUAUUAUCUUUUUCUUUUUUGGAGCAUGGCAGCAUGGGGAACAGCACAACCAACAGCACAAAACUAGGAUCAGCAUUGUGGAAAGAGCAGGGCCAGUACCAUGGACUAAAAUACAGACUUGGUAGGAGUGGCACAGGUUAGUUGGUAGCAUUUUGCCUUGUUUGUCUUAUAAACAGUUUCCAUGCAAAACCCCCAGUCAACUGACAUUUUGGUAGUUGCAAUAUUGUCUUCCUGUAUCUGUGAUUUUGGUUGCAGCUAGAUAGCCUCUGCUGAAUGCACAUCUAUAUUUCUUCUUUAACCAGUGGUUUUUUAGUAGUAAAUCAAAACAUUUUUCUCACAAAUAAAUGUAUUAAGACAUUUAAUAGCCAGCAGAA